GAUAGAAGCUUGACAGGCGACCAGAGGGGGACACAGAUACUGAUAGAGCGGGAGAGAGACUCUCUUCCGACGUCGGUGCUGGAACAGAUGGGCGCGACAUUCGUCCACUAACCGGUUACCGUAUAUUCCACGGAGGCAGACAAUACAGCUAUCCAAUGCUGGCGGAAUUUAGCUGACCACAGUUGGACACACAAUAUCCAUGUAGCAGAGUUCUAUCAUCAUGGCAAUCCACAUCUCAGGGAGGGAAAGGGGAAAGGGAAGGAAGAGUUGGCAUUCAAAUUCAAUGCUGGAGCAGAGCACAGUGAAAUCCGUAGGCACCAUGAUCCCUCGUAAUAUGCGAACAGGUGGGAUGGACCUGCCAGGGGUGGAGUCAAGGGAUGUACCCCUUAUUGGCUACCGGCCUUUAGCGCCUGACGAUAUUCCCCUCAGCAGCCAAUCAGGACAAGUGACUGACAGUACUGGACUGGACUCCUCUGAGGUGGAGGCUUCCCCCAUGAAGAGUACUUGGUACUGUCCUCUGGACUUGUCUACUGUGUUGGAGGAGGAAGAGGACGGAGUGAUAUAUCAUGUAGCGGUGAAGCAACAGCAUGGUGCCCCCACCAGUGCAUCAUCCAGCUCUCGUUCACAGUGUGUGAAAGCAGGAACAGAGGAGAAGCUGGUGCAGCACCUCCUCCACUCCUUCUCCAUGGGAGACUCCUCCUUCAUCACCAUCUUCCUCUCCACCUAUCGCUCCUUUACCUCCACCAAGAGAGUGCUGGACAUCCUCAUUGACAGAUUGCAACAUCCACCAGGAGAAAGUACAAGGAGUCAGACUAGGCAACCCUUCAACAGAGCGGUGUGUAUGGUGUUCAGUAUGUGGCUGUCGGAGUAUCCUGAGGACUUCCGCUCUCUGGGAGAGCCUGGUCUUCUGCUGCGCCUGGCCCCCCUGCUGCCCUCCGACCCCUCUGGGAUAGAGAUCAGGGGUCGCCUCCUCAGAAUUGCAGAGGAGCUCAGUGAACAGGCCCUACUGCCUGACUCCAGUUCAGAUAGGACCACCGCCAGCCCUCCUGCUGACCCCACUAAGUUUGAUCCCACCAAUAUCCUGGGCUUCCCCGCUGGGCUGAUCGCUGAGCAGCUCACCAAGAUAGAGACGGAGCUGUUUGUGCGUCUGGUUCCGUACCACUGCCUGGGCUCCCUGUGGUCUCAGAGAGACAAGAAGGGCCGUGAGGGAGUAUGUUGGUCCGUCCGGGCCACUGUACGCCAGUUCAACCGGCUGGCCAAUGCCGUGAUGGCUUCGUGCCUUUGGCCCACGCGGCUCCGCAGCCAGCAGAGAGCCCGCCUCCUGGAGAAAUGGAUCAGCGUGGCAGAGGAAUGCAGAGCCAGGAAAAACUUUUCGUCACUCUACGCCAUCGUGUCUGCCCUGCAGAGUAACCCUGUACACAGACUAAGGAGGACGUGGCUAGACACUGACAGGGAAGCAGUGAGGAGAUACGAGGAGCUGUCCAACAUUUUCUCUGAGAAGGACAACUACUCCCAGAGCAGGGGGCUGCUGAAAGAGGAGGGCACUUCGAAGUUCGCCAACCUGGAGGGCAAGAUGAACAACAGGAGACAAAUAGGGUCCAGUGCCCAGGGCACAGUACCCUACCUGGGAAUCUUCCUCACAGACCUCACCAUGCUGGACACAGCUGUAAAAGACAGACUAGAGAACGGCUACAUCAACUUUGACAAGAGGAGACGAGAGUUUGAGGUUUUAGCUCAGAUCCGACUACUGCAGUCUUCCUGUAAAAACUGUGUUUUCAUCACUGACGAGGCAUUUCUACAGUGGUACCAAAGUGUACCCUCGUUAAAUGAAGAAGAAAGUUACAGACUGUCCAAUGAAAUUGAGGUGCCGUGCGAACCGAGCCCUGGUCGUACCCUGAACCCUACAGUGAUCAUCACACAGUGCCCAAGCCUGAAUUCCUCCAGGACCAGCCUUGUUGCUGACAGUGACAGUCAUUUUGACUUCCCCUCCCCUGUCUGUCACUUUCUUUCCAAACUUACCAAGCAUAUGAAAUCCCCCUCAGUUUCCUGUCUGGAUGUUGACUCCUCCCCUCCCACCAAUGUCCCCAUCCCCUCUGCAUUGACACCAUCCACUCCCGUCAAAUCACAUCGUCGAUCAAUCUCCUGUGGCAACAAUCCCACCAAUAACAACAAAGGGUCUGGGCCUGAUAUGCGGAUCAUCAGGAUACGGAUGGAUUUACAAGAUGGGAAUAUGUACAGAAGCAUACUGGUGACAAGCAAUGACAAGACGCCCACUGUGAUCAGUUCUGCCUUAGAAAAACACAGUCAGGACCCCAAACAGGCAUCCAGAUAUGAGCUGAUCCAACUAUUGCCCGAGGGGAAAGAGUUGGUCAUCCCUGCCACAGGAAACGUUUUCUAUGCCAUGACUUCCUCUAGUGUGGACUUCCUGCUGUGCAGAAAAGGAGGCAACAACCCUUUUGGCUCUCAACCAAUCAGCACAGAAACCAGUGCCACCUUCCCUCGAAUCAAAGCCAAGGGACGGAGACUGGUCAGAACUCUUUUUUGACAACAGCUCUUUCCCAAAUAGGCUAUAUUAGAGACAUAAUGUAGCUAGUUCUCAAGGACAGGUCACGAUAAAAAUGCAGGCAGAUAUCGCAAUGAGAUGUGGCCUUGUCUUUCCUAAUCUUUUACCAAAGUGGAAACACACAUUCUGACCGAGCUUGUUCUAGCAAAAUGUAUCCUGAAACCUGUCCGAACUUGUUUGAUGAACGACUUCUUACCUGGGACACUUCAAUAAAUAUGCUGCCCAUUUGUGUACACUAGGGAACUCCAUUAGUGUAGAAGGGUGCAUGUCUCUCUUGUUGGCAAUGCAUACUACUGCAAAUAUACACCUAGAACAAGACCAAUGCAAACCUUUAACUGAUGGUGAAUGGUGCUGUUUCUUAAGUCUCUCUGACCAUUGGCAUCUAAUUUCCUAUUUAACCAAAUGGAAUAGCCGUGUAACCGAGAGCAACUGAGGAAUCCAAAUCAUCUUGAGCAUUUGAGGAAUGUACCUCAGGUGCCAUCAUAGAGUUGAUAGUAGAGAACUUCAUUAAAUCAAAGUAGUUUGGGCGAUAUGACCUCCUGAAUUGACCAUGACCACAACAAAGUUUUACAUUUCUCCAUAGAGAGUGGAUACAAGCAGCAUGAUGACAUAUUAACAAGAAUAUGAAUUAUGGGGAGAGCACUGGGCUGACAUUAUGACAUAAUGCAUCUGAAUAAGAGUGACAGAUUCACUGAAACCUCUCAUUAUAGCAAAGCACAGGGGCUCAUCAAAAUGUUUUAACUAUGUACUUUGUAUGUAUGUAUAUGUUUUUUAUGUAUGGACGAUGUCAUGAUUGUGUUUACAUUCACAAAGAGCUAUCAACAAGUGUCAGAAUUACAUGUUAUUCAUUGUGAAGUAAAAUGAAAUGUAUGAAAUUGACCCAAAUUGCAACAAUUUCAAAUGGGUCAAGACGUGUCAAAGAUAAACAUGAUAAUUUCACUUGGGUUGGUGCAUACAUAUUGACUGAUAGUUCUGGUAGUAUCAUAUGUAAGAUACAACAACUUUACAUAUACAGCUUUGCCACUCCCAUAUAGAAUCUAGUCAUAUUUUGAGUACUAACCAUUAGGCAUAACAGCAUCAACCCACAAACUCUAACCUAAACAAUUCAUGUCUGGAUAAGAGCGUCUGCUAAAUGACGAAAAUGUAAAUGUAAGACACUAAGGAAAGUCCAAACUAUGUUGUGCCUAUUGAAAAGAUGUCUACCAUUGCAUCUUAAUGUUAUACUUUCAAUACAGCAUAAGCUAAUCUUUAUCAAUGGUCUCUGAAUGGGUUUAGUUGGUAAUUGGAAUGGAAGUCUGUCUGAAGUGUACUUCAACCAGGGCUCCCAAAGUCAGUCCUCAAAGACUCAUGUGAGGUUAGUGAGUAAUAAUAAUAAUAAUAAUAUGCCAUUUAGCAGACGCUUUUAUCCAAAGCGACUUACAGUCUCACCAAUCACUGAAUGAUGUUUAAUUUAUAUUUUCAUGGACGUUUAAUAGAUAUCUGACAGCUAUAAGGUUUCAUUAUGCAAUGUCUUUAGUCCAGGAACUGAAUGUAAAGGAUGUUGCAGAAGGCUAUGCUUCUAUCCCAUGAGGAUGAGACCAGUUGGAAGAAAAACCUGUAUGCAUAAGUGGGCAUGGGGAACAGAUUGUGGGAGGCCCUAAUUGAUGAACUCUUGUGAACUCUGGCCAUACUACCCAGUGCUGUUGAAGUCUCUACUAAGGCUGAGGCAUAGAUACGGUAGUGCCAGGAAGAGGAUUCUGGGUAACGUAAUUUGAUGAAGUGUUAGCGCCAGGCUAAGCUACUGAUUGUUUAGUGCCUUUCUCUCAUUGGUGCUUGAACCUCUUAAAGUGUCCCAAAUGGCACCCUAUUCCCUAUAUAGUGUUUUACUUUUCACCAGAGCCCUAUGGGCCCUGGUAAAAAGUAGUGUGCUUAAUAGGGUGCCAUUUGACAUGAAGCCUCUGUGAUGUAUGCAUUGGAAUGUAAAGUACAUAUGAUUGUGAAUUCCCUCACUCACAGUUCUGUAUAAGCUGGCAUGUUUAUGCACUACAUACAGUGAGGGAAAAAAGUAUUUGAUCCCCUGCUGAUUUUGUACGUUUGCCCACUGACAAAGA
Messenger RNA from Coregonus clupeaformis (lake whitefish), 4653 nucleotides. RefSeq names its product ral guanine nucleotide dissociation stimulator-like 2. Gene Ontology annotation, biological process: Ras protein signal transduction; positive regulation of GTPase activity. NCBI's taxonomy places the organism in Eukaryota, Metazoa, Chordata, Actinopteri, Salmoniformes, Salmonidae. Gene Ontology annotation, cellular component: plasma membrane. Bases 221 to 2545 code for a protein of 774 amino acids. The transcript has 21 exons. Gene Ontology annotation, molecular function: guanyl-nucleotide exchange factor activity. The record is from RefSeq and is a predicted model, not a curated record.